UCUUUGCGGGGUUCAGCGAUGGGCCCGAUGGGAUGACGUGAUGACGAUGGAGCGAUGCAGGACGUUUUUAUAUACGCCAUUGCUUCCUAAUAUGUCCUCAUUGUUUCGAAUUCUGACAUUUGGGUCACUUGCAAGCUUCGCAAAUACAAGGAGCCUUUCUGGACGCGCCCAUAUCCGUCUGAACCAUUGCGGCUUGUUCUGGAGCUAGCCAGGUUUCUUUAAAAGUACUCUACAUCAUCUAUAUAUCAUCGAGGGCAAUGGCAGAUCCUGCUAUGAAGCCUUUGAAAUUUCAUCGCAACAAGGACGGGUCGCUGCAGUUGGCGCCGUACCAUAAGGGUAUGUCUUACCCCGAGGCUGCUAGAAAGCUCAAGACGAUGUUCCUGAACCUGGAAUACCACAGCAGCGCUGAGGCCAUCCAUCAGCUCCGUCAUCUCGAAAGCCUCAUCAGGAUGCACGGAGAGGAGUACAAGGGGGCAUGCGUUGAAACAGCAGUUGCGGAGGUGGCUGAGGCAAUGGCGAACUUAUACGACGAGUACUCGCACGAGAGCACCCAGCUCGUGUUCAACAUGCUCAUCCCCGCUGUUCCUGGCUUCUUAAACGCACAUGAGCAGCUGGUGGUGGUGAACGCAGGCACGAGCAGGACAGCUCAGUUGACCAUUGACUGGCCGGCACCCCCUGCACCGGCGGACGCCGCCGCCGCCGCCAACAUUGCUGCCGCCGCCGCCAACGCUGCGGCUGCCCCUGCCGACGGCACCAAUGCUGCGGCUGCCCCCGCCGACGGCGCCAACGCUGCGGCUGCCCCUGCCGACGGCACCAAUGCUGCGGCUGCCCCCGCCGACGGCGCCAACGCUGCGGCUGCUCCUGCCGGCGGCGCGGACGGCGGAGAGAACGGUGGCGGCAGCGACGACGAAGGGAUUGUAUCGGCCUCCGCUGAUCCCGAGGAGGUGCAGCGCGCGUAAGCAAGGGCACGUGGACGUCUGUUGGCAGCGAUGUGGCGCCGUGCCAAACGGCACCUGCAGCGGUGUUAGGCGUGUGGUGUUCGCAGGGAUGGCUAUUGUUGCAUAUGUUCGGAUAUGGUGGACAUGUCAUGGCGCAUGGGCAUGUCGACCGCCUCUCCUUCAUCCUUUGCUCAUAGUUUGCAGCCGUGAACUGUGCGUGCCGUUAUGCGUGCGUCUGUGCGUGCGUGCGUAUGAUUUCGUGUGUAGGCAAGGCGUAGGCGUGGAUGCGGGUGGAGCAGGGAUGUGUGGCACAUGAACUAACAUACACAGAAGGUGCGGGCGUGAGCAUGGGUGUGUUCGUGAUUAUAAGUGCGACUGUAUGCGUGCGUUCGAAUAUGAGGAUGUGACCACUGUGAAACUGGUUGUUACUCUGUGAGCCUCUAUUGGGUAGCAUAUGCAAUGCCGUAUGUUCGUUGUUAAAGGGACGACGGAAAGUGCAGAUUGAGGUAGACCGGUGGUGGCGCAGGUGAUAAGAGGGUAAAUACCUUGGAAAGCGCUCGUCCUAGCUCUCAACCCUCAAUUUAGCUGCAUGCCGACCGUCACCGUCCCAGAGUCUGCCUUUCCUUCUCACACCCAUGCACCAAUGU
Messenger RNA from Astrephomene gubernaculifera, 1585 nucleotides. Lineage: Eukaryota; Viridiplantae; Chlorophyta; Chlorophyceae; Chlamydomonadales; Astrephomenaceae. The record is from the annotation of a GenBank genome assembly.